Hansenula anomala is the source of this 1266-nucleotide messenger RNA. RefSeq names its product casein kinase I homolog. The transcript has a single exon. The record is from RefSeq and is a predicted model, not a curated record. Gene Ontology annotation, molecular function: protein serine/threonine kinase activity; ATP binding. Bases 1 to 1266 code for a protein of 421 amino acids. Gene Ontology annotation, cellular component: nucleus; cytoplasm. Gene Ontology annotation, biological process: signal transduction; peptidyl-serine phosphorylation; endocytosis. NCBI's taxonomy places the organism in Eukaryota, Fungi, Ascomycota, Saccharomycetes, Phaffomycetales, Wickerhamomycetaceae.
AUGUCAUCAUCACAAGCUCAAUCUGCCAAUGUUAUUGGUAUCCAUUAUCGUGUUGGUAAGAAAAUAGGUGAAGGUUCAUUUGGUAUAAUUUUUGAAGGUGUUAAUCUAUUGAACAACCAACAAGUUGCUAUCAAGUUUGAACCAAGAAGAACUGAAGCUCCACAGCUAAGAGAUGAAUACAGAGCAUAUAGAAUACUAGCUGGUUCCCAAGGUAUACCAAGAGCUUAUUAUUUUGGCCAAGAAGGUUUACACAACAUCUUGGUUAUAGAUUUAUUAGGUCCAUCUUUAGAAGAUUUGUUUGAUUGGUGUGGACGCAAAUUAUCUCCAAAAACUGUUGCACAAGUUGCCAAACAAAUGAUUACCAGAGUUCAAACAAUCCAUGAUAAAGAUUUGAUUUUUAGAGAUAUUAAACCAGAUAAUUUUUUGAUUGGUAAAGCUGGAUCUACAAAUGCAAAUACAAUUCAUAUAGUCGAUUUUGGUAUGGCCAAAUAUUAUAGAGAUCCAAAGACUAAACAACAUAUACCAUAUAGAGAACGUAAAUCAUUAAGUGGUACUGCUAGAUAUAUGUCAAUCAAUACUCAUUUAGGAAGAGAACAAUCAAGAAGAGAUGAUUUAGAAAGUUUGGGUCAUGUUUUCUUAUAUUUCUUGAGAGGCUCUUUACCAUGGCAAGGAUUGAAAGCUCCAACUAAUAAACAAAAGUAUGAAAAAAUUGGUGAAAAAAAGAGAAAUACACCAGUUAGUGAAUUAGUUCAAGGUUUACCCUCACAAUUUGGUGAUUAUUUAACUUAUGUUCGUAAUUUGACUUUUGAACAAAACCCAGAUUAUGAUUAUUUAAGGGCAUUAAUGGAUGCUGCAAUAGAAUCAGUUGGUGAAACUGCUGAUGGUUAUUAUGACUGGAUGUCAUUAAACGGGGGUAAAGGUUGGGAUGCUCAAAUCAACAAAAAACCAAAUUUACAUGGUUAUGGAAACCCAAACCCAAGAGCAAAUCAAACAAAUCCAUUACAAGGUCAACAACAAGCUCAACAAGCUCAGCAACAACAACAAGUCCAACAAGCACAUUUGAAACAGAAAGUUCAAUCCUUAAACAAUUCAAGAUCAAGAACUCCAAAAGUGAAUCAAACAAAUUACUUGCUGAACUCAUCACAAUAUGCAAUCAAUUCAAAUAAAGCUAGUGAUCAACAACAAAACCUGAUUAAUGACCAAACAGACAUUAGAUCAACAACAUCUGAAAAAGGUUUCUGGAGCAAAAUUUGUUGUUGUAGUUAG